AUGAGUACCCUUGUCCUUUCUCCCUCUUCUCAUCAUCAUCAUCGUCAUCAUCAACAGCAGCAACAAGAAACAAGUGAUCAUCGUCAAAAACAAUCUAGUACAACAUCAACAAAUAAAACACGUUCAACUCCUGUUGAUCCACUUCAUGCUCGGUAUUUAAUUGCUCAUAAGAUUGCAUCAGGCGGUUUUGGAGAUGUUUAUGCUGGUGUACGAAAAAAAGAUGGAAUGCAAGUUGCAAUUAAAAUUGUUGCAAAAAAACGGAUGCGUGAAAUAAAUACACCCGAUGGAAAAUUACCACUUGAAGUUAUUUUAUUACGUCGUGUAGCUAAAGUUAAAAAUGUUAUACAUUUAGUGGAAUAUUUUAUUCAUAAUGACCAAGUUGUUAUUGUACUAGAACGACCUGAACGUUGUUGUGAUUUAUAUGAUUUUAUAUCUGAACGUACAGGUGGUCUUGAUGAACGUUUAGCACGAGAUUUUUUCAAACAAAUUGUACAAAUUCUUAAAGAUGUUCAUGCAUGUGGAGUUCUUCAUCGAGAUAUAAAAGAUGAAAAUUUUCUUAUUGAUAUGCGUACUGGACAAUUAUAUUUAAUUGAUUUUGGUUCUGGCGCUUUAUUACAUGAUGGCAUUUAUACAGAAUUUGAAGGAACUUCAUGUUAUGCUGCUCCAGAAUGGGUUACAUGUCGACGAUAUUUUGGUUUACCACAAACAGUUUGGUCAUUAGGAAUACUAUUAUAUGAUUUAGUUUGUGGUGAUAUACCAUUUUCUGAUGAUUUAGCUAUUAUUAAGUGUCAACCACAAUUUCCAAAUCAUCUUUCAUCAGAAUGUGUACAAUUAAUCGAACAAUGUUUAUCAAUAAGAUCAUCUGAACGACCUACAUUAGAGCAAUGUUUACAAUCUGAAUGGUUAAAACUUCCUUCAUCAAAAGACUUAAGUUUAUCACUAGUACCACGUCGUCGUGGUGGCUAUAAUCAUAAUCAAUUAAAAGACUUACAAUCAUUAUCGAAGUCGACGACAAGUAGUUUUUCUUCUCGCGGUAAUUCAUUGUAG
Messenger RNA from Rotaria sp. Silwood2, 1047 nucleotides. NCBI's taxonomy places the organism in Eukaryota, Metazoa, Rotifera, Eurotatoria, Philodinida, Philodinidae. The record is from the annotation of a GenBank genome assembly.